GUUCAUCAAUGAGAAUGAUGCAAUUAUAAAAGGGGCAUGUCUUUGCAUGUUGUGAGGUUCGGACUUGCAGGACAAAAACCACACUACUAGCCAGAAAUUACAAUGGAAGGAACUUCCAAAAAGGAAAGCUCUGUUGCUGCCCAAGUUCCCUUUCUCCACCUCUGCAACACGCUUGAGAAGAUCCAGAAGUCCAAACUUCGACCAGACAAAGCCAAAUUUCUCAAGGACUUCUUAGAGUCAUGGCGAAAGUUCCACGCUGCCCUCCACAAAGACAACCCCCAAACCACAGACUCCUUCUACCCAGCCAUGCGCCUCAUCGUCCCUCCUUUCGAGAGAGAGAGAAUGGCCUACGGCAUUAAAGAGAGCAUGUUGGCUAAGCUUUACAUCGAUGUUUUGGGCCUACCAAAGAAUGGACCCGAGGCGAACAAGCUGUUGAACUACCGUGCCCCCAGCACGUCUCAGGCAGAGGCGGGAGACUUCGCGGGGAUGGCCUACUUUGUGUUGAAGAAACGCUGCGCGAGCCAGGGCAGCCUCAGCAUCAAAGAGGUCAACGACUUCCUGGACUCGGUGGCCGUGAACAACGCGGGCAAGAACAAGGACUCGGUGAAGAAGAGCCUCCUCCGCCUCAUCACCCAGAGUUCAGCCUUGGAGCAGAAGUGGCUGAUCCGAAUGAUCCUCAAGGACAUGAAGCUGGGCGUCAGCAAGGAGACGGUGCUCCAGGCGUUCCACCCGGACGCCGCCGAGCUGUACAACGUCACCACCGACCUGGACAAGGUGUGCCGUCAGCUCCACAACCCCUCCGUGUCCCUCGUCGACGUCUCCAUCGGCCUCUUCGCUGCGUUUAAGCCCAUGCUGGCGGCGGUGGGCCACAUGCGCCAGGUGGAGAAGCAGAUGGGAAGCGAUCCCUUCUUCAUCGAAACCAAGCUGGACGGAGAACGAAUCCAGCUGCACAAGGACGGGGACGUCUACAAGUACUUCACCAGGAACGCGUUCGAGUACACGCAGCAGUUCGGGGCUUCGCCUCUAGAGGGCUCCCUGACUCCUUACAUUCACAAUGUAUUUAAGGCUCACGUGGUCUCGUGCAUUCUGGAUGGCGAGAUGAUGGCCUACAAUGCCGCGACGGAGACCUUUAUGCAGAAAGGAAGCAAGUUCGACAUCAAGAGGCUCAUGGAGGAUUCGGAGUUGCAGACGUGCUUCUGUGUCUUCGACGUCCUGCUUGUGAACAACCAGAAGCUGGGCAAGGAGACUCUUAAGAAGCGCGACGAUGCCCUGCAGACCAUCUUUACGCCCGUCAAGGGCAGAAUACAGCUGGUGCGCAAAACGCAAGUCACCAGCAUGCAGGAUGUGGUGAACGGCCUCAACGAAGCCAUCGACAACAGGGAGGAGGGGAUCAUGUUGAAGGAUCCCUUGUCCAUCUAUAAGCCUGAUAAAAGAGGCGAAGGCUGGCUCAAGAUAAAGCCCGAGUACGUGGACGGCUUGAUGGAUGAACUCGACCUGCUGAUUGUCGGUGGCUACUGGGGCAAAGGAAGGAGGGGUGGGAUGAUGUCUCAUUUCCUGUGCGCAGUGGCCGAGGCCCCGGGCCUCGGAGAGAAACCCUCCGUCUUCCACACGCUGUGUCGCAUCGGCUCCGGCUACACCAUGAAGGAGCUGUACGAGCUGGGCUUGAAGCUGGCCAAGCACUGGAAGGUCUACCGGAAGAACGACCCCCCCGCGUCCAUCCUGUGCGGCACGGAGAGGCCCGAGGUCUACAUCGAACCCCGCAACUCGGUCAUCAUCCAGGUCAAGGCGGCCGAGAUAGUCGGCAGCGACAUGUACAAGACCAACUGCACGCUCCGUUUCCCCCGCAUCGAGAAGAUCCGGGAGGACAAGGAGUGGCACCAGUGCAUGACCCUGGCCGAGCUGGACCAGUUCCGCGGCAAGGCGUCCGGGAAGCUGGCCUCGCGCCACCUCCGCCUCAGCGCCGACGAGCCCCAACGGAAGAAGCGCAAGCCGGCGGCCAAGCCAAAGAAGACCAUCGGCGUCGUGGACCACUUCAAGUCGGCGGACCUCUCGGCCGUGGCCAAGGAGACGGACAUGUUCGAGGACGUGGAGUUCUGCGUCAUGAGCGGCAGCGCCGAGCACCCCAAGGCGGAGCUGGAGAAAGGCGUGGCCAGGUGCGGCGGUGUCGUGGUGCAGAACCCCGGCCAGGACACCUACUGCGUGAUCGCGGCCGCCGAGAACAUGCGGGUGAAGAACCUGAUCUCCGCCGACCAGCACGAUGUCGUCUGGGCCGCGUGGUUGCUCGAGUGCCUGGACGGGAAGCGGGUGGUGCCGUGGCAACCCCGCCACAUGAUCCACAUGUCCCCCUCCACGAAGGAGCACUUUGCCAAGGAGUACGACCGCUACGGGGACAACUAUUUUGUCGACACCAGCGAGGCGCAGCUCAGGGAGGUGUUUGGGAGGAUCAGUAGCGUGGACACGACCGCCACCUGCUCAGGGCUGGUGGAGCAGCGAUACGGCUGGGACGACCUGCCCACCAGCAUGUUCAGACCCUUCAGGGCCUACGUGGACAGGUACGCCCAAGUUGGAGACCCCAAGACGGCCAUAGCGGCGACAAUCUUGGACAUGCGCGCUCUGGAGUUCCGCUUCCAUGGGGGGACGGUGGUCCAGAAGCUUGAGGAGGGGCUGUCCCAUGUGAUCGUGGCAGGGGAAACCAGGGUGUCGGAGUUGAGAAGGCGAAGAAGGCUCUUCGCCAAGAAGUUCAAGAUGGUGAAGGAAUCGUGGGUUACGGACUCUAUCAAAGCUGGACAUUUGCAGAAUGACAAUGACUACCUGGUGUGAUGGUGACUAUCAAGCUCUGACCGGAAUAUGGAAAGCUUGUGUUAGAGAUUGGAAUGUCAUUUGGAUUUUAGAGUGUAAUUACAGUAGAUGCAUUUUCUACUUUUUAACUGGUUUAGAAGAUCACUGUGUGCCACAUAUUUUUUUAAGGAAGUGAAAUGGUCGUGUUUGAAGUAUAGACGAAAUGAACGAUUGAAACACGAUACAGUAAUUACUCAUGAGGAUUUUAAACUGCUAUACACCUAUCAAAAUGUACCCUGUUCAUAUGCCAGAAGAAAAGAUAGCUAUCUGAGAACACUGCCUUCAUGUGAUACCAGGCAGACAAUUGAAUUUUGAAAUGCAAAGGACAAUUAGAAAGAGAUUAAGUUUGUUCAAUCAUUAUUAAUAAAGAUGAUUAAAUUA
This is a messenger RNA of Hypomesus transpacificus, 3219 nucleotides long. It is a transcript of the gene lig4, whose product is annotated as ligase IV, DNA, ATP-dependent. Gene Ontology annotation, molecular function: ATP binding; DNA ligase (ATP) activity; DNA binding. Gene Ontology annotation, cellular component: DNA-dependent protein kinase-DNA ligase 4 complex; DNA ligase IV complex. Gene Ontology annotation, biological process: nucleotide-excision repair, DNA gap filling; immunoglobulin V(D)J recombination; double-strand break repair via nonhomologous end joining. The record is from RefSeq and is a predicted model, not a curated record. Lineage: Eukaryota; Metazoa; Chordata; Actinopteri; Osmeriformes; Osmeridae. The transcript is spliced from 2 exons. The coding region runs from base 103 to 2820 and encodes 905 amino acids.